Molecule: messenger RNA, 2857 nt
Organism: Scheffersomyces coipomensis
Lineage: Eukaryota; Fungi; Ascomycota; Pichiomycetes; Serinales; Debaryomycetaceae
Gene: SEC10
Product: exocyst subunit
Exons: 1
Coding region: 332-2770 (812 amino acids)
Biological process (GO): exocytosis; Golgi to plasma membrane transport
Cellular component (GO): cytoplasm; exocyst
Source: RefSeq, a predicted model, not a curated record
UCUUAAUUGAAUAGGAUAAAUUGUUUAUUGUUUAUAUAUCUUGUGUAUAUUUAUUAUUAAUAUUACAAUUUAAUUAGUUUUAAUUCAUUUUAUUAUAACUGUAGUUUCCUUUAGUUUCCAUCAUAAUAUAUUGUAUAGCAUAACUAGUAUGGUUAGUUAACUAUGGUAGAUAUUUGUAUAGAGGAAUGUCUCAUAUGGGGAAUGUCUCUUUGUCUCCAUUAUCAAAAAUGUCGUUUGACCGCCAAAAGUUAAAUCAAAAUACCAUUUGACCGUCAUAACAAUCAUCUUAACACCUAUCACUUCCUAUCCAUCCAUUCCCCCAUUAAUUGAGAUGAGUUUCUCUAUCUAUGACUUGGAUGAUAAGAUCAAGGAUUAUCUAAAACUAGAUAACUUCCUCAAAGGCAAAUCCAUCAAUGAAUUCGUCGAAUUAAUCAGUAAAGAUCAUCUUUUAAAGGGUGCUGAAGUUAAUAAACUUGAAUAUUUAGAUCCAAAACCAUAUAUUCGUACGUUUGAAUCAACAUUAAGAGAAUUAAAACAAUUACAUCGGGAUUCAGAAGAUCAACGUCAAUUGGGUGAAAAACAUGUGGAAUCAUUUGAAUUAAGACAUUCAGAACAAGUUUUGAAUUUAACGUCUAAAUUCUCUAAAUCAAUUAAUAGUUUUGAUGUAUUAGAUCAAAAUAUAUCUCAAGUAUCAAGUAGAAUCAAUCCAUUGGCUAAUUCUUUAAAUAAGAUUUCAAAUUCAAGAGAUCAAUCCACUGAAACUAUCUUUUUAAUUCGAAGUUAUCAUGGGUUUUAUACUAAGGAGAAGUAUGAUCCAUUAGAAGCUUUAAGAACUAAUAAAUCAUUUGAAAAGAGAAUACGAUGUGCUAAAACUGUAUCAAAUCUAUUAAGUCUUGCAAAAAAGAUUGAAUCACCUGAUUUAGCUAAAACUAUCAAAUGUACCGCUGCUAUUCAAAAAUAUAGUGAAUUAAUGGAAAGAACCCUUUUAAAUAAAUUCGAAGUUGCAUUGGAUGAAGCUCAGUUUGAAAUGUUAAAUGAAAUAUCAAAAAUCUUAUUUGCAUUUAAUGGAGGUGUAAGUGUGGUUCAAACUUAUGUUAGUAAGAAUGAUAUCUUUCCUCCUCCUGAAGUUGAAGAAAAUUCAAUUUUAGAUGAUGAAUCAAUUUGGAGUCAAUUAUCAUCUCCAAAAUUCGGGGAAGUUAUAAAAGAUCCAUCUACUGAAAGUACGCUUGAAUAUUUAAGAAUUCAAAUUCAAUCAAGAGCAAGAGAAACUUCAAAAAUCUUUGAUGAUCCAGUUCAUGUAUUAAAGAUCUUCAUCCAAAGAGUUUAUGCUCAAAUCAUUCAAAAUAAAAUAUCAACCUUAUUACAAUUCUCAUUAUCGGUAAGUUCUUUGGCUCAUGUUAGAAUCUUACAUACUUUAUAUAUCUUAGUGGGAGAUUUCACUAAAUCUUUAAAACAAUUCUUUACCGUCAAUGAAUAUGAUAAAGAUGAUGAAUUAAGUACGAUCUUAGAUCAAUCUUAUUAUGAUAUUUUCAUGGAAUAUAUUUCGGAUUCAAUUUAUAUAUCACGAGAAAAGAAAAACUUGGAAGAAUUAAUCUAUGAUAUGGUUCAUAAAUUAAAUACUUAUAAUGAAAGAGCCAUAACCGCUAAUGCUUUAUCGAUCAAGAUUGAUAAUAUUGAUAAUUCAGAAUAUAGACCGGAUCAACCCCAAUCAUCCACAUCACUUAAUGAUAGAUUUGGAUUUAAGUUUAUGGAAACAAAACGAUUAAAUCAAUUUAGAACUUAUGUGAAAUCAAAAUUAUCCGAUCGAAAUUCAGUUGAUUUUGAUUCCGUUAAUGCACCAGAUCCUCAAUUCGCUAAUAUAAAUAUAACUCAAGUUGAAACGAUUUUAAAAUCGGCAAUUGAAUCAAUUGCGAGAAUCUUAGAAUUGAUUCCUUCAAAAGCACCCGAAUGUUCAUUAGAAAUAUUAGAGAUUUUAUUAUUUGAUUUCGGGAGACUUUAUGUGGGAGGAGGAUUAGAAAUUAUUUAUGAUAAAUUAAAACAAGAAAAUAAUGUAUCCAAGAUUCAUUCCAAUGUAUCGAUUGAUUUAAAUUAUUUAAAUGCUUUUAAUCUUGUUAGUGAGACUUUAUAUUUGAUUUCAUCAUGUGUGAAAAAGAUUAUUUUACCAUGUUCAAUCAAUACUCCCAAUAUCAAAAAUAGAAUGGUUAAUCUUACCAAUAAUUAUGUUUCCCGAUGUGAAUUAUCGUUAAAUAUAAUUUUAACCGAUACAUUAGAAUUAAUCGCUAAUAAAAUUGCCUUUUUCCUAACUAAACAGAAAAAGAAAGAUUUUUAUUGUGAUACAAUUGAAGAUGAUACCGAAGCUUGUGAAAGUAUAAGUGAAUUUUUAAUCUCAAUUUAUGAUAAAUCAUCAAUAUCGUUAAAUGGGAAAAAUCUUGAAUCAUUCUUGAAUAAAGUCGGAACCAAUUUCUUAACUCAAUUAUUAGAACAUUAUAAAAAAUUCAUUGUCAAUUCUACGGGUGGAAUUGUUCUUACUAAAGAUGUUAUCAGAUAUCAAUCUACGAUCGAUAAAUGGGGUUUACCUGACUUAUCUGAAAAUUUCCAAUUAUUAAAAGAAAUUGGUAAUUUAUUCACGGUGAGAGGAGAUUUAAUAAAUUCAUUGGUUACAGAAGGUCAAUUGGCUACUUUAAAACCAUAUACUAUUCGACAAUAUGUUUCAAAGAGAGCUGAUUUUAAUCCAAGGUAUCUUGAUAGAAUGUUAAGUAUAAAACGUUAAUAAAAUUUGAAUCUAUAAAUUGAAAAAGAACAAUAAUAAUAUCUAUAUAAUGCAUGGUAAUGAAAUGAAGAAGAAGAAGAAGAAGAA